AGAAGUUGUCUGCUUGAGAUGCCUCCCCCUUAUUGGGUUGUGCUUUUAGCAUGUGGAUCCUACAACCCUAUUACGAAUAUGCAUCUGAGGAUGUUCGAAUUGGCCAGAGAUUAUCUCCACAGUACUGGGCAAUAUAUAGUAAUUGGAGGCAUCAUCUCACCUGUGAAUGAUGGUUAUAACAAAACAGGAUUGAUUGAAGCUAAACAUAGAUGUGCUAUGGUAGAUUUGGCUCUACAGUCAAGUGAUUGGAUCAUAUUAGAUAGUUGGGAGAGUAAAAAGGAAUCUUGGACAGAAACAGUAAAAGUACUAGAUCAUCAUUACAAGAAAGUAAACUCAAAAGAGAGCAAGUAUUUUUUUCAACAGAUUCGGAAUCUAAAGCUUGGACAUAGUUCUGAUAUUUCUGCAAAUAACCAAUCUUGUAUUUUUGAUAAUGAUUAUCCUAUUCAAGUAAAACUGUUAUGUGGUGCAGAUUUACUAGAAUCAUUUGGUAAUACUAAAAUAUGGAAGCAAAAUGAUAUUAGAGAAAUUGUUGAAAAAUAUGGUCUAGUGGUAAUAACAAGAGAAGGAUCCAAUCCUCAUCGUUUUAUAUAUGAAUCAGAUGUUCUCUACAGAUAUCAGAAAAAUAUUCACAUUGUGACUGAAUGGAUAGCAAAUGAAAUAAGCUCUACACGUAUCAGGAGAGCUAUUCGAAGAGGGGAAAGCAUAAAAUAUUUGGUUCAAGAUAGUGUAAUAAAAUAUAUUCAUGAUAAUAAUUUAUUUAAAAAUUUAGAUAAGGAUGAGGAGGAGAAAAUAUAAUGUUGUUGAACAUAAUCAAGCUUAACAGAUAGAACUAAUGGAACAAAUAGAAAUUUUCUGCAGAUUGAUUAAAUAAUUAAUCUGCAGAAUGUUAAAAGUGAUUUCAAUUUAUUGAACGUGUUUAAAUUUGAUACAAAGUUUUUCAUAAGUCACAUGCCAUAGGAGAUUAUGCAGAAGCGAAUCAGGAGAUCGUAAGCAAAGCAUCAGAGGCAAGUAUACAGGUUAUAAGAUGCAUCAUUUCAGGUCUGCGAUUCUGUCAA
This is a messenger RNA of Centruroides sculpturatus (bark scorpion), 1055 nucleotides long. RefSeq names its product nicotinamide/nicotinic acid mononucleotide adenylyltransferase 1-like. Lineage: Eukaryota; Metazoa; Arthropoda; Arachnida; Scorpiones; Buthidae. Gene Ontology annotation, biological process: NAD+ biosynthetic process. Gene Ontology annotation, molecular function: nicotinate-nucleotide adenylyltransferase activity; nicotinamide-nucleotide adenylyltransferase activity. The transcript is spliced from 8 exons. The coding region runs from base 19 to 795 and encodes 258 amino acids. The record is from RefSeq and is a predicted model, not a curated record.